AUGUUCAUCGCGCUAUUGGACGAACGUGACAUUCUGAGCUUGUCCGCGGAGCAAUUAGAAAUCGUGCCGAAAGUGAUUCUUAUAAAAAACUUUUCUCGGUUUGUGGAUCACGUGUGGGAUAGGCUACCGGAUCAUUUAAGAACGGAUCCGGAAGUGCAAGUGCGUAAUAUCAUGGAUGCCAUAGUCGUAAUAGUGCGCCGCUAUAGAGAUAAAUCUGAAGAUUCAGACUCAUCGAGUUCUGAUGACGAAUGGAAAGCAAUAUUAUGAAAAAAAAAGCGUAAACUUCGCUCGCGAAUUCAGAAUUAUAUCACUGUUGUGGAUAGCUACAUGGGAUUCGACUUCAAAAGUCAUUUUAGAAUGUCAAGAAUGACUUUUGAAUAUCUUCUAGAAAUACUCAUGCCAUAUUUAAUAAGAAAAAUAAAAGGUUGUCCGAUGAUCCCACCUCGUCACCAGUUAAUGAUAGCUAUUUGGAAAAUGGCGACUAUGGAUUCCUACAGAUCUGUUUGCGAUCGGUUUAAUGUUGGAAGAGCAACUGCAGUUCGGGCUGUGCGCAGGAUCACCCAUGCACUUUUUUUAAAUUCUUCAACAUUUAUUAAAUGGCCUAUUGGUGAUCAUGCUGUAAGGAUUAUGCAAGGAUUCGAAGAAAGCAGUAGAUUUCCGAAAACUAUUGGAGCCAUUGAUGGGACUCAUAUUCGAAUUGAUGCUCCCAAAGAAAAUCCUGUUGAUUAUAUCAAUCGUAAAGGAUUUCAUUCGAUACAGUUACAGUUGGUGUGUGAUCACAGAACGUUGAUCACACAUUGUUAUGUUGGUCAUCCUGGCUCAGUUCAUGACCAGCGAGUUUUUCGUCAAUCUGAGAUAGCCAACUAUUUGAAUGACGAAAAUAAAUUUCCACUCGACAGUCAUAUAUUGGGAGAUGCCGCAUAUGAGAUUCAUCAACAUUUAUUGACUCCCUUCAGAGACAACGGACAUCUCACAGCAGCACAGAACAAUUUUAAUUAUCGUCUGUCAGCAGCCAGAGUGACUGUCGAAAGAUGCAUCGGUCUGUUAAAGGGACGUAUGAGGAGUUUACUACAUUGUCUGCCUAUGUCAAGAGUGGACUUAAUGGCGGAAUAUGUGGUAGCGUGCUGUGUGAUCCACAAUAUAUGUACAUUAAGAAGUGAUGAAAUUGAAAUUAUAACCAUACCCCCAAUUCCAUCUGAAUAUAAUAGAGAUCAUGAUAUUACGUAUCAAGGAAGACAGAAUGUUGGCGGAAUUGCCAAAAGAAAUUUGAUUAUGAAUACUUUAUAAUAAAAGAAAACUUUUCAUAAUAAAGAAAAUUCACUUA
Molecule: messenger RNA, 1324 nt
Organism: Linepithema humile (Argentine ant)
Lineage: Eukaryota; Metazoa; Arthropoda; Insecta; Hymenoptera; Formicidae
Source: RefSeq, a predicted model, not a curated record